Apis florea (little honeybee) is the source of this 4983-nucleotide messenger RNA. RefSeq lists its product as uncharacterized. The record is from RefSeq and is a predicted model, not a curated record. Gene Ontology annotation, cellular component: cytoplasm; COPII-coated ER to Golgi transport vesicle. Gene Ontology annotation, molecular function: glycerophospholipase activity; metal ion binding. Lineage: Eukaryota; Metazoa; Arthropoda; Insecta; Hymenoptera; Apidae.
UAGAGAGCAGCAAUGUCUUCAAGUCUUUCGGAUAUUAGUUUUGCUCGCCUUUCAUAUGCGACCUCUAUUACACAUAUAUGUACUACUUACUUAUGUAGACGUGGCGCUAUAGAGUAUAGGUUAAAUGUUUAUAGUUUAUGGUGGAUUGACAGUGUUUUGCAAUUUGUAGUUUAGUUAUCUUUGGAUGGCAGUAUUUUUAAGUUGCGUAGUGCCAAAGUCACUACAAAUAUGAGUGGUGCAUCACGAAAAGUGAAAAAUCCAUUAUUAUCAGCAGCUGGUGAAGGUUUCCCGUUUGAAAAUUACACUGAAAAUGCAUUUUUGGUUCCUGUUACGCCUGCAACACCUGCGAUGCUUCGCGAUGACGCUGAAUCGAACAACUUCGUAGAACAGGAGCCGGCCAAUUUGCACAAUUCAGAAACUUUAGCGACUGUACCCGAUACGGAUAGCGAAUUCACGCCGAUACCCUUGCAUUCCGAGGAGAACAGGAAUCCAACAACGAGCCAGCCAACGAAGCAGAGUUACCUGACUUCGAUCCUUUCCUCUUUGCCGAAUUUAUCUUUGUCGUCGAUCACAGGCGACGGGUCUUCCGGGUCUCAGCCGAGUCAAGGAGCGGAGAACGUAGCCGGUGUACAAAAUACGAAGCCUCAUGUGCCUUUGCACGACCGUCGUGACUCGUUCAGGGACACAUCACCGUCUGUAAUCGCCAAUUUUCACGAUUCUCGACGCGCAAAUUUUACGGGAUUCGCCGAGGUUAAUCCCGGAAGUGGUGGAAGCUUGCUGCCAGCCCCGCCUCAGUCGACGGUGCCGCCUACGCUUCCUUCGACGACGAACGGCCCCAUAUCGUACCGUUUGGGCAAUCAAAGACGCCUCAAGUACGCGCCACCGCCCGAUUUAACGUCGAACACAUCCAAACAGUAUUCCGCCCCCGUGACUCAACCCCUUCUCACACCCCAUAACCCGGUCCCAACACCGAAUAUAUUUAAUCCAAACGAGCCCGUUGGAACGAAUCCAACUUGCCAACCCGUCGAAACAUCGAUUUCCACGAAUUCACCCUCUCUACAACGCUCCACGCCCGAACACUUGUCCCAGGCCAACUCUUUGCAAGAGUCGUUUAGAUCUAGUCCCGUGGCGAUAGCUGGAGUCGCUCACAACUCGACAGGUACGUCGAGAAGCGUCACGCCUCAGAGUCAAAAUUCGAAUUUAGCUGUCCCGGCCACCUCGUCGGCCCAACCGAUUCCAGAACCACCGACCACGCCGCAGAACACUCCUGCAAACGUUAAUUAUUUCGGCUACGAUACUUACGGGGCCUUACAACCAGACUUCCCCUCGAGGACGGAGAAAGGAGCAGCGUCGGGGAGGAGUCGGGUAGAGGCGGCAUUGCCGAUUUCGAAAGAGGGCGUUGAGGCGAAACCUGGCGUAACCUUUGCCCCAGUGUCUGCGGUUCAAGUUACGGAAAAGUUGGAACACUUGCUCGCCGAGCGUGAACAAGACCCGUCUACUCUUCCCGGGGAAAGAUCAACAAAAAUCGAGGAUGCGACGGAGUGUCGGCCUAUCGCAAAUUAUGACGAUGUAAAAUUGGUCGAGGAACGGAACGAUUUAUCGAGGCCCGACGUAUCGAGCGACGUGUUUUUAGAAAGGAAGGAGGGCUCGGAGAUAACGCAUUCAACGAUAACUUGUCAAGAAGCGAGCGCACAACAACAAGGAAAGUUCGAUGGAACGCGGAGUCAUGGUGUAUCGUCGAACGUGCAAUCCGUGCAACAAUAUUAUCAACCGCAACUUUUCGCAUCGAGUGCCGGCUUUUUUGCGGGAGAGCGUCGGAGAUCGAAUCUGACUUACAUUCCCGAAGCCUCCACCAAUUACAUCGAUCCAUCGAAGAUCGUCGUCCAACCAGCGAGCUCGUUCUUCGACAAGCCAGAGAGCAACGCCUCGUUCCCUGUUUUCCAGUACAAAGAAAAUACCAAUGCCCCAUUAAUAGACGCGGCUACUUUGUCGAGAAAUAACGAUUCGCAACAACAAGUGCCAGCAGCGUGUAGCCCGAUCGAGCCCACAUUCGCCAAUCCUCAAGCAUCUCGAUCCCCGUGGGAUACGAAUCAGAUCUCUGAGACCGGGAUUACGACGUAUAACGCGGCUGCUCGAUCACCCCAACAACCUUUGUUCUACAAUCCCGCUCAAUUCCAAGACGAACUGCCGAAACAAAUACCGACGUACACGCCGCCACCAGUGACGAGUCAACAUUAUUUCGAUAAUUUUACCGCGCAAACGUGCGAUAUAACGAGCGGGAUUGGGAUUGAAUUUCCAACCGCGCCUUCUAUGACCGUACUCGAGCCAACUGGUUCGGCUACGUUAAAUCCUGUCCAGAUGUCAAUUAAUCCGUUGGGUGGACGAGCAGUUACGGACGGUGUGCCUCCAAGUUUUCAGAAUUUGGCCGCUGGCUCUUCGGAUAAACGGAUGCAGUACAGAAGAGUGUAUCACCAUUGGUUUUAUCGCAAAAAAGUGGAGCACAAAGUGUUAUGGGUUCCGUUCUCUAUGCAAGACAGUUUACGCCUAGAAGGGGUUCAUAAUUCCACAGAAAUUACCCCUGAAACGACAGUCGCCACCGAUGGAGGUCGUUACGACGUUGACAUUUUACGACGUCAGAGAUCACCCGUUUAUUGGAGCGGAGAAUCGACGGAAGUGAGGCGAUGCUCGUGGUUCUUCAAAGGACCCACUGAAUCGAGAUACGUUCCUUACGACGAGAACACCGCUUGUAAACUCGAGGAAGAGUAUAAACAAGCGUGUCUGCUCAACAAUUGGAAUCGAAGGAUCGAUCUGAACAAUGGGGAAUACAUUAUCUUCCACAGUGCCUCCGUUCAGGUCCACUACUUGACGGCUGCUUCACCGGAAUUGGCUGCGUCAUGGGGAAAUAGUGCGGGCUCAGAGGACAGUACAUAUUUACAGGGUGCUGGUAGUAGGCCUAGGGUGAUAAAAAGAGGUCUUGACGAGUUCCACAUCGAGGAUGGCGAGCCCGAAAAAGUAGAUCAUGUUCUGUUCCUCGUCCACGGCAUUGGUAGCGUCUGUGAUUUGAAAUUUCGAACUGUGGAAGAAGUCGUUGACGAAUUUCGAAGUAUUUCAUUGCAAUUGGUACAAUCUCAUUAUCGAACCGCUAGUGAGCAGAGAAUUGUAAAUAGGAUAGAAGUUUUGCCAAUCUCGUGGCAUACAACGCUCCAUUCCGACACUGGAAUCGAUAAGAAACUACAAGCUAUCACCUUGGAUAGUAUAUCGAAAUUACGACACUUCACCAACGACACGUUGCUCGACAUACUUUUUUAUACCAGUCCUGUAUAUUGUCAAACUAUUAUUACAACGGUUGGAAAUGAACUGAACAGGCUAUAUGCUCUUUUCAAGAAACGAAAUCCAGAUUUCGACGGUGGAAUUUAUCUUGGCGGCCAUUCUUUGGGUAGUUUAAUUUUGUUUGAUCUUCUGUGUCAUCAGAAACCAUUGUCGGAUGAUAAAUCGAAUGAAAAUGAUAGCGAAUCUAACGAGGAACAGAAACAAGAGGAUGUCGACUCUUCUCAAUUACCCAAUAGUGUCUUAAAACGACGUCUCAGUAAAAAAAUAAGCUACGUAGUAGGCGCUGCUGGGACUGGUCAGCCUUACAUACAUUACACGCAAUUACAUUUUCACCCACGUGCCUUUUUCGCUUUCGGUAGCCCGAUUGGUAUGUUCGUGACAGUUCGAGGCAUCGAUAUGCUCGGAGAAGACUUUGCAUUGCCAACGUGCCCUGCUUUUUUCAAUAUCUUCCACCCCUUUGAUCCUGUAGCUUACAGGAUCGAGGCGCUCAUUAACCCAGAUGCUCCUAAAUAUCGACCAAUGUUGAUCCCUCAUCACAAAGGACGGAAAAGAAUGCAUUUAGGUAAAAUUAAAAGAACAAUGGCACGUGUCGGUGCGGAUCUGAAACAGAAGUUACUCGAUUCCGUGAGAAAUACAUGGAACUCUGUUUAUCAAUUGGCGCUGUUUCACAAACCGGAUAACGGUACGCUCGAGCGUGAAAUUGAUAAAGUUAUGGAAGAACAAUUGCAUCAAACCGUUCCGGAACGUCAAACUAGCGACGACGGCGGUGUUGAACUUAAAGUGGGCAAAUUGAAUAAUGGACGAAGAAUAGAUUACGUUCUUCAGGAAGCUCCGUUCGAAUACAUUAACGAGUAUAUUUUUGCUUUGACGAGUCACGUUUGUUAUUGGGAGUCCGAGGACACCAUGCUGUUGAUUUUAAAGGAAAUAUAUGGCUCGACUGGUAUUCAAACAGAUGCUCAACUUCCAACGUUAUCGUUGCAAGUGUGUCCCACGCCAAAUUCUUCUACAGUGUAUGAGACAGAUGAACUAUUACAUAAUCCUGUUAUAGGAAUAGAUCCUACCGCACCUAUAUCCGAGAAACUUGUUGGUCCACCGCCUAAAAGCGGAUUUGUUAAGAAAUCAUGAUCGAAAUGGAAUCGUUUUAACUUCCUUGAAAAGUUUCACGACAAUGAAGGACAAGAUAUUGUUAAGAAUCAUAUAAUCGCUGCCGAUCAGGUUGAUGCGGGCAUUGUACCUGAUGUUAACGCGAGUUACAAAUUUUAAUUAUUGAAAAACAAAUUUUCUUGUUUUCUGUAAGAGUUGCAUCCGAGGUGUUAUCGAAUCUAUCGUAACAUUCUAAACUAUUACCCAAGUGGAUUGUUUCUUCGUUUCUUCUCAAAUUCACCAUUUAGAUACGUCGGCCUACGCAACAACGUUCAAGCACUGAAAAAGUAAUUAAAAAUAUUAUUUAAUAAGAAGAAAAAAAUAAUAAUUAAAAUAAAUUGUAACGAUUUAAUCCUUAGAUGUGAUAUAAAAAUUAAUACAAAGUCGAGCUAUUGAUAUUCGCAAUAUCGUCAUUUCGGCAAGUUAAAAAACGUUAUAACAUUCAUUAAAAAUCUAGGGACAUUGAUAUUGGACAGGCGAACGAAAGUGAGACUUUGUAAUACAAAAAAA